GAAACUAGUGAAUGUAAAAGCCACAAGAGUUAGUAAAGUAUAACUCUUCAUACUCUCCAAGGUUAAGGAGAAGAGAUUUGUCCUGGGAAUUUCACAAAGACGUGAUCCAGCACGGAAUUGCGCUCCCGUUCAGCCUUCCGUGACCUGAAAUGUUGUUUUCCACUCUCUUUUUUUCACGUGGUGUUGGACGAAACCCCCCGUGCCGUAAAAACAAAUGUUGAAAAGUCAACUUAGCGGUCGUAAAUUCGACAGUCUCAGGACCCAACGACCACCCAGCUAUGACUACAUCAAAAUCCACAUUCAAAAAAAGAUUAUAUGAACAAUCGUCACUGUAAAUCCUUCCUCGUUGGUUCUCGCAAAAAUGAACGCCUUAACUACCAGCAUGGAGAUGUCAUUUGCUUCCCCAUCAGUCAAUUCCCGCCACGUGGCGGUUGUAGGAGCCGGAGCUGGGGGCCUCGUGGCGGCGAGGGAGCUGCACCGAGAGGGCCACUCGGUGGUGGUAUUCGAACGCGGGAACGAAGUCGGGGGCACGUGGGUCUACACUUCUAGGGUGGAACCCGACCCCUUAGGAAUGGACCCCACUCGACCAAUCGUUCACUCUAGUCUCUACAGUUCUCUUCGGACUAAUCUUCCGAGGGAGGCUAUGGGGUUCAUGGACUUUCCAUUCGUGACCUUAACCGGGCAGAAUAGGGACCCUAGGAUGUUUCCGGGUCACAGGGAAGUGUUGAUGUAUUUGAAGGAUUUCGCGAGAGAGUUUGGGGUUGAGGAAAUGGUGAGAUUCGAAACGGAAGUGGUUACAGUCGGGAUUUUGGAGGAUGGGAAGUGGAAAGUGAGGUCCAAAAAGACAAGUUUUUUUAAUAAUGAAAAUAACGAUCAUAUUGAUAUUAUUACUAGUAAAAGUGAAGUUGAAUUUGUCGAUGAGAUCUACGAUGCUGUCGUUGUUUGUAAUGGACAUUACACUGAGCCUCGUAUUGCCGAAAUCCCAGGCGUCAACUUAUGGCCGGGAAAGCAAAUGCAUAGCCACAAUUAUCGUGUUCCCGAGUCCUUUAGGGAUCAAGUUGUAAUUGUAAUAGGGAGUUCUGCUAGCGCAGUUGACAUUUGUCAGGACAUAGCUGGAGUUGCCAAAGAAGUACAUGUUGCAUCUAGAUCAGUUGCAGAUGAAACAUAUACAAAGCAGCCUGGAUAUGAUAAUUUGUGGCUUCACUCCAUGAUAGACAGUGCCCAUGAAGAUGGCACGGUGGUUUUCCAAAAUGGGAAAGUGGUGCUUGCUGAUGUCAUUAUCCACUGCACUGGGUACAAGUAUCACUUCCCUUUUCUAGACACCAAUGGCAUUGUGUCCGUGGACGAUAAUCGUCUUGGGCCACUGUACAAGCACGUCUUUCCCCCAGCCUUGGCUCCGUGGCUUUCAUUUAUUGGGGUACCAUGGAAGGUUCUUCCAUUCCCCUUCUUUGAGUUGCAAAGCAAAUGGGUUGCUGGUGUUUUGUCUGGUCGGAUUACGCUUCCAUCACAGAAGGAGAUGAUGGAAGAUAUUAAGGCUUUUUACUCAGCACUUGAAGCUGCAGGCAUACCAAAGCGGCAUACUCACAACAUGAGUGAAUCUGGGUUCGAGUAUUAUGAUUGGCUUGCUGCACAAUGUGGAUGCCAAGUCAUUGAAAACUGGAGAAAGCAAAUGUUCCAUGCAGCUGUUGCAAACGGGCCUGUUCGUCCGGGUACAUACCGUGAUGAAUGGGAAGAUCAUGACCUGGUUUUGGAAGCCCAUGGGUACUUUGUUAAGUACACCUCAAAAUCCUAAAGAAAACUGAUAUAUAGGUGAGGACAUAUCAAAAUUGUUAUCCUAGGACCGAAGUCCAACCUUAUAAAUCUUAAAAAUUAAAAGAAGCUGAACCCUCAGUUUCCAAUAUUUUCCAAAAUAAAAUAUAGAUAAAAUUUCUUAAGUUUACUUAUGAAAAUAAUUCAUUUGUCCAGGAUUGAUGGUUUUGGAUGAAUAAAAGAAGUCAUAAUUAAUUUUUUUUA
Theobroma umbraticum is the source of this 2013-nucleotide messenger RNA. Its product is annotated as flavin-containing monooxygenase FMO GS-OX-like 3. Gene Ontology annotation, molecular function: flavin adenine dinucleotide binding; N,N-dimethylaniline monooxygenase activity; NADP binding. The record is from RefSeq and is a predicted model, not a curated record. Lineage: Eukaryota; Viridiplantae; Streptophyta; Magnoliopsida; Malvales; Malvaceae.